Molecule: messenger RNA, 159 nt
Organism: Dibothriocephalus latus
Lineage: Eukaryota; Metazoa; Platyhelminthes; Cestoda; Diphyllobothriidea; Diphyllobothriidae
Source: the annotation of a GenBank genome assembly
UUGCCAUACACACAGGUCGUCGAAGAUGGCUACGAAUUCUUCGCCAGACGCCAGCUAGUGACCAUCUUCUCGGCACCCAAUUACUGCGGAGAAUUUGACAACGCUGGUGCCAUGAUGUCAGUCGACGAGCAACUGGUGUGCUCCUUUCAGGUGAUUUGA